Messenger RNA from Sinocyclocheilus grahami, 1475 nucleotides. Its product is annotated as guanine nucleotide-binding protein subunit beta-4-like. The record is from RefSeq and is a predicted model, not a curated record. Lineage: Eukaryota; Metazoa; Chordata; Actinopteri; Cypriniformes; Cyprinidae. Gene Ontology annotation, biological process: signal transduction. The transcript is spliced from 10 exons. Bases 210 to 1232 code for a protein of 340 amino acids. Gene Ontology annotation, molecular function: protein binding.
GUGGUGAAGAGAUAGCUGGCGAAAAUUGCCUCUCGGUUUGCGUGGCCCUUUAAAUGUGUUUAAAAUUGACUUCCAAUGAAUUAUUCUGCUUUGAACUUUACCUGUGCGCAUAUCAACAUGCAAGGGAUCUGAAAGAAGCGGAUUUUGCCCAAACUUAGCCUGAUCAGGUCCAGCACGUUGUCGUCUCGGGUGCCGGUCAAACAGGAACAAUGAGUGAGUUGGAACAGUUGCGACAGGAAGCGGAACAGCUUCGCAACCAGAUCCGGGAUGCUAGAAAAGCCUGCAGUGACUCCACACUUUCGCAGAUGACCGCGAGCCUGGACUCAGUGGGACGGAUACAGAUGAGAACGAGACGCACGCUCAGAGGUCAUCUCGCCAAAAUCUACGCCAUGCACUGGGGCAGUGACUCCAGGUUACUUGUCAGUGCCUCCCAAGAUGGCAAACUCAUCAUAUGGGAUGGUUAUACAACCAACAAGAUGCACGCUAUUCCCCUGCGCUCCUCCUGGGUCAUGACCUGUGCCUACGCCCCGUCGGGGAACUACGUGGCCUGCGGAGGCCUAGACAACAUCUGCUCCACCUACAGCCUUAAAACCCGCGAGGGCAACGUCAGGGUCAACCGAGAACUGGCUGGACACACAGGCUAUCUGUCUUGCUGUCGUUUUCUUGAUGACAAUCAGAUCAUCACCAGCUCUGGUGACACCACAUGUGCAUUGUGGGACAUUGAGACGGGCCAGCAGACCACCAGUUUCACGGGACACACGGGUGAUGUCAUGAGUCUAUCGGUCAGUCCCGACUUAAAGACGUUCGUGUCAGGAGCCUGCGAUGCUUCUGCCAAACUGUGGGACAUCAGAGAUGGGAUGUGCAGGCAGUCCUUCACUGGCCACGUCUCGGAUAUAAAUGCUGUCUGCUUCUUUCCGAAUGGAAAUGCCUUCACAACGGGUUCAGACGACGCCACCUGCAGGCUGUUUGAUCUGCGCGCGGAUCAGGAGCUCAUGAUGUAUUCUCACGACAACAUCAUCUGCGGCAUCACCUCCGUGGCCUUCUCCAAGAGUGGACGCCUCCUGCUGGCCGGAUACGACGACUUCAAUUGCAAUGUUUGGGACACUUUAAAAGGCGAACGUGCAGGUGUCCUGGCCGGUCAGGACAACAGAGUGAGCUGUUUAGGAGUACCUGAUGACGGGAUGGCUGUGGCCACGGGAUCAUGGGACAGUUUCCUUCGGAUCUGGAACUGAGAGCGGUAUUAAAAUCUCCAGCUCAUUUCCUUCGGUCCAUUUCUACGUCUUUCCACAGCAGUUCCUCUGUAUUCCAGUUAUUACACAUGAUGUUCAGUAAGUAGAUGAAUCCCGUGGAGAAGCCAAUCAUCACUGCCGGCCACAGGAAUUAUAGGAAGAGAUUAUUAAAGUGUCAUUGUGUAAUAUGUAAAUAUUCAUGUAUAUGAAUAUAGAUAUGGUAUAUAUGUACAGCAUUAUGUGUAU